UACUUUAACAUCAGAUACAAGCCAACGUAAAAUAUGGCAACCAAAGAAGAAGUACCUUUGAAAAAACAACAAAAGGAAACAGCAAAAAAAACAUUAAAAGGGAAAAUAUUAUAUAUCAAGGACAACAUAACAAUAGAACCCAUUUUCAUCAUGUAUGUUUUGACUGGUACCUUAGGAAAACUAGCCACUCAAAAUUUGAAUCUUGAUAAAGCUUGUAGAGUUAACUUUGAAUAUGGUGACAAAGUGUGUGAUGCUCUGAUUGCAAAGGAAGGAACGAUGUACCAGCAAGAAGAACUGGCUAUACAGGAACUUGUUGCGUCAAUGGAAGCAUGGAAGAAUUUUAUUUUGACCGCAAUUCCAAGUUUAUUUAUCCUGUUUAUAGGGGCAUGGAGUGACAGAACUUGAAAUAGAAAAAUAUGUAUUCUACUCCCAAUAGUCGGAGAAUUACUGUCGUGUUUAAGUUGCUUACUUAACGUAUACUAUUUCAAGGAGCUACCAGUACAAGUGGCUAUGUUCUUUGAAGCAUUUUUUCCAGCUAUAACCGGUGGUUGGACCACGAUUUUCAUGGGAGGUUUUAGUUACAUUAGUGAAAUAUCUAGCGAAGAAACGAGAACGUUCAGAGUGGGUCUUACAAACCUUUGCUUAACUGCAGGAGGGCCUAUCGGAACGGCACUUAGUGGUAUAUUGUUAAAAUAUACUGGAUAUUAUGGAGUUUUUGCAACAUGUAGUCUCUUGUUUUGCUUUAGUAUUGGUUUAGGACUGCUUUGCAUUAAACAUCCAGAAAAAUCAACAGCUACCAAAAAAAAGGAUAAAGUUGGCAUUGGUGGAUUUCUACAAACAUUUUUUGAUAUUAAUCAUGUCAAAGACACCAUGACCGUUGCAUUCAAAUCAGGACCUAAUAAACGAAGAACAAAAUCCAUUCUCAUCUUGAUUUCGAUUGUUUUUGUAUUCGGACCGUGGAAUGGAGAGGCCACGAUACGCUACCUAUUCACUCGGUUCCGCUUCAACUGGGAUGCUCUCAAAUUCAGCAUUUAUAAUACUUUCCACAUUACCAUACAUGCGUUCGCUACCGUAGUAGCAAUCAGUUUAUUUAGUCGGAGAUGGCAAUGGGGAGAUCCAGUGCUUGGCCUCAUAUCAAAUGCCAGCAAAAUCAUGGCCGCUAUAACAAUAGGUCUUUCUAGAAAUCCCUCGGAUAUGUACAUUUCUGCAGUUAUAGAAAUGUUCAACGGGAUUUCGUUUACUUCUUUAAGGUCAAUGUCGUCUAAGCUUGUUUCCAAUGAUGAAUUGGGGAAAAUGAUUUCAGUGUUCAAUUUAACAGAGAUAUUAACUUCCAUGGUGUUCGGACCUCUGUAUUCGUGGAUAUACAUGGUGUCUCUAAAAAUCGAUUCUGGUAUUAUUUUUUACUGUAGCACUGUGCUGACGGUGCCACCAGUUAUCAUUUAUAUCUGGUUUUACAGGCAAGACAAAAAGGAAGCAGCUAAGAACAAAACUGAAAUUUUGAGCGAUAAAGAAAAAGACUGUGAGCAAGUAUUUAUUAAACCCAAAAAUGAACCUAUUGACGAAUGAAAGUUGAUCUUAUUUAUUGUUAUGGAUUAUAUUUUUACUUAGGUACCUAC
Maniola jurtina (meadow brown) is the source of this 1616-nucleotide messenger RNA. Its product is annotated as proton-coupled folate transporter-like. NCBI's taxonomy places the organism in Eukaryota, Metazoa, Arthropoda, Insecta, Lepidoptera, Nymphalidae. Gene Ontology annotation, cellular component: membrane. Gene Ontology annotation, biological process: transmembrane transport. The coding region runs from base 511 to 1566 and encodes 351 amino acids. The record is from RefSeq and is a predicted model, not a curated record. The transcript has 7 exons. Gene Ontology annotation, molecular function: transmembrane transporter activity.